ACAUAUUUACUAAAAUGUUCAGCACAAGUGAAUUUAACCGAAUGUCACUUCUGAGUCUGCUGUUUUUAGUCGCCUUGACAAAAGCAAGCUGCACAUCACGUUAUGUUUCUUCAUUAAUACAUGAUAUAGACUGGAAAAAGGUUCAAUCAAAAGCUCCUUGGUAUGAUGUUAUCGACAUUCCGCGUCCUCAAGAACCUGUUGGAUGUUGGAAUUUUAAUAAUUUCACCGACGAAGGAGACAGGCUUGUUUUAACGACAGAGAACUUCAGUGACAAAAGCGUUGAACCCAGAACUCAUCAGUUCGAGAUAACUCGAGAUCAAAAAAGAGGGAUUUACCAUCUCAAGAAAAAUGACUUUGUCGAGGUGUUUAAUAGUUUUGCAGGUUCAGAGAAAAAGCAGAGCACGAUUCAACAAGAAUCCGAAGAUUUAUCUUCAGAAGAGGUUUUCUAUUUAACCGACUACGACAACUUCUUCAUUGCGAUUUACAAGUCCUACAACGGUUGGACUGGUUAUGUCAAAGCAAAAACUCCUCAAAUCACUUCAAAUCAACUUCAACUAAUCUCAGAUGUUCUGACUGAAAACGGCCUCGAAUCUCCGGUAAUGACCUUGAAAAAUUUAUGCCUCCGGAUGGGAAAUAGAUUCAAUGACCCUGCUGCCGUUAUUGUCGUCUGAUUUCAGAACUUCUACUUGAAAUAUAAAAAUUUUCAUUUAAUAUAACAAAAUGCUUGUACACAGAAAAUACGGCGCUCCCGAAGUAUGUGCACCAAGAUGGCGCACAGCCUGAACCUCAAUCUGGUACAACUACUAUGUUCAGGUUGUGCGCCAUCUUGGUCCACAUAAUUCUGGAGGUCCGAAAAUACUAUAUAGAAAGGCGCACUUCGCCUAGCCCCUCCUACUUCAACCACCCUAGCCAUCGCUUUGCCUUAUAUCCCAACUGCCAUUACAAGUACUAUAUGUAUUUUAGAUUGUUUGUUUUGUUUAAUAUUUAUCAGAAGAAUGAAUACCGCACAUUUUUGUUUUACGCCAGUAUGGCUUAGUGCAAGGGUGCCCAACCACGCCAGACUGUUUUUUGCGGCCCGCCCUAUAAAUUUUGUAAGCAGACUUUUUGAACUUUCACUAUGUUACAUAGGCGAAAGUUUGUUUCGUGAUUUUGGUGUGAUAUUCCAUCCAUCUAUCUACAUACGGAUGCCGAUUCUUAUUGUUAUGUAUGUAUCAAGUCUUGCGCCCUGAUGGACAUCGACGUUAGGAUUUUUUUUAUUUCUCGCAGAACUGUGUGUUUUGUUCGACGAUCUUGAU
Molecule: messenger RNA, 1295 nt
Organism: Styela clava
Lineage: Eukaryota; Metazoa; Chordata; Ascidiacea; Stolidobranchia; Styelidae
Source: RefSeq, a predicted model, not a curated record